Stylophora pistillata is the source of this 1156-nucleotide messenger RNA. RefSeq names its product QRFP-like peptide receptor. Gene Ontology annotation, cellular component: plasma membrane. Gene Ontology annotation, biological process: G protein-coupled receptor signaling pathway. The record is from RefSeq and is a predicted model, not a curated record. Gene Ontology annotation, molecular function: G protein-coupled receptor activity. Lineage: Eukaryota; Metazoa; Cnidaria; Anthozoa; Scleractinia; Pocilloporidae.
ACAUGACAUCUUGCAUUUCAACAGAGGAUCCUGUGGCAGCUAAAGUCUCCAAGACGUUUGCCUACUGCUUGCUUCUUGUAGUAUCACUUAUCGGAAAUACUUUGAUCAUCAUGGUAGUUUAUCGCGAUAAAAAAAUGAAAACCACCACAAACUUACUCAUCGUAAAUAUGGCCAUUUCCGACCUCCUAGUUCCAAUAUUCGCUAUGCCUCGGGCUAACGUCGAGAUAAUCUUCGGAAAUCACCGAUGGCUUGUCGAUGGCACAUUCGGAGAAGCCCUUUGCAAACUCACGGCAUUCUUUCAAGACAUCUCUACGCUGGUUUCCGUUCAGACCUUGGUGGCGAUCGCUUUGGACCGUUUCUACGCUGUUUGGUUUCCACUAAAAGCUCUGCGAAUCAAACCUAGAGUGAAAUACGUUAUUUUGCUCAUCUGGUCGAUAUCAACAGUUAUUCACGCCCCAUACCUCUACGGAUUCCAGAUUCGCACUUUUGACAACAGUAAAACAUACUGUUUUUUGGGUUGGUCAGGAGAUGUUACGAAAAUCGUCUUUUUAGCACUGAUAACAUUAAUUUAUGUGAUACCGCUGCUUCUGAUAACAAUUUUCUAUGGUCUGAUAGUACGAAAGCUGAGAAAGCAAACUCUCUAUGGGGUACGGAAUUUAGUGGUUCACUUUAGCCGCCGCGAAAAGAGAAAUCGCAAUGUACUUAAGAUGUCUUUGGCAAUUGUGGUGGUAUUUUUCGUUUCAAUGUCACCGUUUGUAGUGUAUUUAUCAAUUGAACUUUUCAGUCCCGAAGGUUCAGUUUGUCUUUCUAAGAACUUUCGCUUUGUAACUCAGUAUUUGGUACACUGUAACGGCGCUUUGAACUUUUUUACCUACUUUAUCUUCAAUCAGAGCUACCGUCACGGUUUCUUAAUGAUUCUUUCACGAGUUUUUUGCGCUUCAUCUUACCGUUGUCGCUGGAAAAAAGAAGUGGAAUUAACUUCACCCUCUAUCGGACGAGAAUCGCACACAGUUACCAGAGGAACUAUCAACCAAGGAAUGGACUUAGAUCAAAAGGAUGUUGUACUUAUUCAGUUACGCUCACUACACGAAACUGAGUGCAGGGAAGGGACAAAUGGAAAUAUUGAUAACAUCUGAAGAGUAUUUUCAAUCCAAGC